CAUCAAUUUAAAGUUAUCCUACUCUUUAACAAAUAAUAAUGAUCUUUACUUCUCAUCAACCUAAUAAGCCUAUACCUGAAUCAGCCAGUCUUUUUCACUUCUUAUUUGAAGACAACGACAAGAAAUUUCCUAGAAAUAAGCUUGCAUAUCUCGAUAUUGAAAAUCCUAGCAAAAGAUACACUUUUGAACAAACUAAAUCUCAAAUCCUCAAGGCCGCCGCUGGUCUCAAACGUGAAUUCGGUUUCGAAAAGGAUGAUGUAGUUGCUAUCUGUUCGCCUAACAUGGUUGACUAUCCUAUCAUACUUCAUGGUGCAGUUGUUGCAGGAGGCGCUUGUGCGACUAUUGACCGCGAAGCUGAUGCCAAGCUUAUCGCCCACGAUUUGGAUGUUUGCCAAGCUAAGGUUGUUAUUACACACAGUGAUACCCAUGCUAAGGUACUUGAGGCCUGUAAGUUAGUUAACUUUCCCAAAUCCAACGUUCUCGUCUUCGACGAAUCUUCCGUGGAUGGCCUUCGUACUGUUGGUGAGACCAUUUUGAGCAAGGAGGAGUAUGCUGAACCUGUGAAGUUUACUCAUGAUGAGCUUGUCAAUAAUCCCGCCUUCCUUUACUAUACCUCUGGUACCACUGGUGAUAAAAAGGCUGUCAUUAUCACGCAACACAUCAUCAUGGCCAACCUGACAAUCCAGGAAGACUUGCCUUUCAACGAUCGUAUUAAUAUCCUAGCUUACACCGAAUUCCACCACGCCAGUUCAUUUGUGACAUCAAUGCAACUAUCUUUAUUGUACGGUAUGUCCGUCUUUGUCAUGCCUCACUACGAACUUCGCAAAUUCUGUGAAGCAAUUGAGAAAUAUAAAAUCAGCAUGACCAACACUCAGCCCUACAUCAUUGCCGCUUUGACUAAAGAACAAGUUUGUCAGGAAUACGAUCUUUCAUCACUCAAAUCCGUCAUUUGUUGUGGUGCCGCUCUUGAUAGCUCUGUUACUCUUGCUGCUCGGGAAAAGAUGGGUCUCAAGGUUCUUGACAUUUAUGGUAUGACUGAAGUUCUUUGCGCUUUUGAAACAAAUGACGAGCUUACAUUGAAGCACAGUAUCGGUCAUGUUGCUUCCAAUUUUCAAAUCAAGUUGAUUGAUGAUGAUGGCAAUGAAGUUCCUGCCACUGGUGGUAUGGGUGAGCUUUUGAUUAAGGGUCCCACUGUCACUAGAGGUUAUUACAGAAACCCUGAAGCUACAGCCAAGGCUAUAGACAAGGAUGGAUGGCUUCACACUGGUGAUUUGGUCAAGGUAGAUAAGGAUGGUUACUUCUACUAUGUCGAUCGUGCCAAGGAUAUGAUCAAAUACUACCUUGUCCAGAUUUAUCCCAGUGAUAUUGAAGGAAUUCUGAUAACCCAUCCUAAGGUUGCUGAUUGUGCUGUUAUCGGUAUCUAUCAAAAGGAAUUGACUACUGAAUAUGUCACUGCCUUUGUUACAUUGGUGGAAGGCGAAAAACCUUCUAGAGAACUCGAAGAAGAACUCAGGGAAUACUGUGAUUCUCGUCUUGAAGAUGAAAAGCGCAUCCGUGGUGGAGUCCAUAUUAUCCCUGAGUUCCCUCGUACUGCUUCUGGUAAAAUCCAAAGACGCGUCCUCAAGGAAAAGGCUACCAACGGUGAAUUAUAAACUUUCUGAUAUCUUUUACUUUAUUUAUUACAUUCUACUAUCGAAUCAUUUAGACUUCAUAUCUUUUUUCAUAAACCCAUCUUUUUGCAUGUCUCAUCCUCUUCACUCUGCU
Molecule: messenger RNA, 1764 nt
Organism: Mycotypha africana
Lineage: Eukaryota; Fungi; Mucoromycota; Mucoromycetes; Mucorales; Mycotyphaceae
Exons: 2
Coding region: 39-1652 (537 amino acids)
Biological process (GO): secondary metabolic process
Molecular function (GO): CoA-ligase activity
Source: RefSeq, a predicted model, not a curated record